Cajanus cajan (pigeon pea) is the source of this 1026-nucleotide messenger RNA. RefSeq lists its product as uncharacterized. The record is from RefSeq and is a predicted model, not a curated record. NCBI's taxonomy places the organism in Eukaryota, Viridiplantae, Streptophyta, Magnoliopsida, Fabales, Fabaceae.
AAUUGGUUUUGUCAAUCCGGUGUGCUACGAAAAAGUCCACAUGCUUCUGCUGUUCACAGUUUCCAUUCUCUCUCUCUCUCUCUCUCUCUCACAAACCAACACAAUCAUUUUCUUCCAACCAUGUAUAUAAAGUUAUAAACCCCCCACAGAAUUCACUUCAAUCCAUAACCACUUCACACACAACCUCUCCGAUCAACUUAAUUUUCCAUCAUGAGGAGCAAGGGCCAGAGCGGGAACGUCUUGGUGAGAAUCGCGGCGUCGCCGCUGCGAGCGCUGGGAAAAGCCAAGGACAUGUACGUGCGAAGCAUAACAAACUGCGGCAACAACAUUAGUUACGGGGACCCCUUGGAAGGCGCCGGAAGGUUCUCCAGGAGCUACAGCGUGGCCACCGCCACGACGUCGUCGGAGAUCGGCGGCGACGACUACGCCGAGCUUCUGAGGGCGGCGUCGGCGAGGACCCUGGUGAACCGAAUCGACGUGGAUUUGGUGGUCAAACAGCAACAGCGACAACAACAUGGUACUUCCGAAGGGUUGCACAAGUCCAGCAGUGUCGGGAUGGCGAGGAUUGACGAGGAUACGCCGUACGACGCUGAUGGGGGCGUUGCUAUUGUCACCGACCCGUAUCCCAGGAGUCGGAGCUACGCUGUGGGGAAAAGCAAGCAUGAUUUUGGAACCAACGCUGUGGAUUCUCGUAAAUUCACCACCCCGACUCUUUAAGCUGGGAGCUGGUGUGGUGAGGGGAGAUUAGUUAGUUAGUGAGAGAAUCAGGUUUUAAAUUUGUCAGAAUUGUUUUUCUUUAUGUCUUGUUUUGCGCGAUUAAUCGCGUUUUGCUACCUUCUGUUUGUUUGGUGAUGGUAUUGGUGGAUGAAAUGAUAUAUUGGAUGUACAGAUUUGGUUGUUUUGGGAUUUCGUUUUUCUUUUUUAUAAGUAUGUACUGUUAAGGUUGAUUUCUGUUAGAUUGUCCUUGUAAUUUGGCCAAUUGAGUCCGGAUUCUAAGAUAUAUCUACUACAAGUUUAAGUGGUUUA